Messenger RNA from Lentinula edodes (shiitake mushroom), 219 nucleotides. RefSeq lists its product as uncharacterized. The transcript has a single exon. The annotation marks the transcript as partial. The record is from RefSeq and is a predicted model, not a curated record. NCBI's taxonomy places the organism in Eukaryota, Fungi, Basidiomycota, Agaricomycetes, Agaricales, Omphalotaceae.
GAUGAGUCUGGCUUGCAAAAGGGUGUUGGGCAAAAAACUCGGGGUCUGGGGGGUGCAAAGAAGAAGAUUCAACACCAACAAAGGAGCGGUGAUUAUGAGAACAUUACUGUACUUGUGACGAUUUGUGGGGAUGGGAUGUCAAUAGCACCAGCUGUCAUUUAUAAGGGUGAAGGGUUCCACACAAAAUGGAAGCAGGACAAUCCUUUGAAUGCCUUGUAA